AUGUCUAAACUCUUCAACAUCCAAUUAUUUAUUUUAAUUUUAUCUGCUGAUUUAAUUUAUUCAGCUGUUUUACACCCUCGACUAAGACGUAUCCGGAAUCAUGAAAUUAACAAAUCUAUUCACUUAAAUGGUGCAGAUGAAAAUGAAUUAAAUCGGCAAGAAAUUCAAUUAUCUUCUACCAACGAUGAUUCAUCUUCUUUAGUUAAUCGCCUUAUCUCCUCCCUCACAGCUUCUGGAGAGAAUAUUGAAUUAAUUAUACAAAACCCGAUAAAUGACCAACAACAAGAAGAAAUUAAAAAACGAAAAAGGAAUGACUGCUUUUUCAGUUUGGUUAAUUGCCGGUUAGUCCAAACAACGAGUAUUUCGAGAACAUUGGAAAGGAUACAAUCGGAAAUUAAAAACAAUUCAAAACAAAGAAGGGAACACAAAAGAAGAUCGAGGAAAUUAAUUAAAACUAAACUUUAAUAUUUAUUGGACUGAACUAUGUAGUGAUUAUUUAAUUAUUUAUCCCAAAUUUCAAUUAGCACAUUAUUUAGUUAAUAUAUUUAGUUUUUAUUUUUUUAUUAUUUUUUAGCUAAAAUGUCUAUAAAAUUUUUAAACUUUUAUUUAAUUAUAUUUGCUUUCAAUGUAAAUACUUUAGUCCAAGUAUGUAUUUAUUUUCUUAAAGUCCAGACAAACAUUUCCGCAUUGGCAAAGAAAAAAUAAAAAAAUCGUAGACGUAAUUAAUUAUCAAAGUACAACUUUAUUUUCCACAAAUCCCCCUCCCCCCUCCUCCCCUUCCCCUCACCUAACAAGAAAAACUUUGUUUAUAUGUACUGUAUUUUUUUUGAAAAUAUC
Messenger RNA from Meloidogyne enterolobii, 837 nucleotides. The record is from the annotation of a GenBank genome assembly. NCBI's taxonomy places the organism in Eukaryota, Metazoa, Nematoda, Chromadorea, Rhabditida, Meloidogynidae.